UCUCUCUCUCUCUCUCUCUCUCAGGUUCUAUGCAGCAGAGAUUGCCAUAGGUCUGUUCUUCCUUCAUCUGAAAGGAAUCAUCUACAGGGAUCUGAAGCUGGACAACGUCAUGCUGGAUGCAGAAGGACACAUUAAGAUCGCGGACUUUGGGAUGUGCAAAGAGAACAUGUUAGACGGUGUCACCACCAAGACCUUCUGUGGGACCCCAGACUACAUCGCUCCUGAGAUCAUUGCGUACCAGCCCUAUGGGAAGUCAGUGGACUGGUGGGCCUUUGGAGUUCUGCUGUAUGAGAUGCUGGCUGGACAGCCUCCCUUCGACGGUGAGGACGAGGAUGAGUUGUUCCAGUCCAUCAUGGAGCAUCACGUCUCCUACCCCAAGUCUAUGUCCAAGGAAGCUGUCGCCAUCUGCAAAGGG
This is a messenger RNA of Oncorhynchus keta (chum salmon), 415 nucleotides long. RefSeq names its product protein kinase C beta type-like. The transcript is spliced from 4 exons. Gene Ontology annotation, biological process: protein phosphorylation. Gene Ontology annotation, molecular function: ATP binding; protein kinase activity. The record is from RefSeq and is a predicted model, not a curated record. Lineage: Eukaryota; Metazoa; Chordata; Actinopteri; Salmoniformes; Salmonidae. The annotation marks the transcript as partial.